Molecule: messenger RNA, 1596 nt
Organism: Mycena indigotica
Lineage: Eukaryota; Fungi; Basidiomycota; Agaricomycetes; Agaricales; Mycenaceae
Exons: 5
Coding region: 1-1596 (531 amino acids)
Cellular component (GO): periplasmic space
Molecular function (GO): lyase activity
Source: RefSeq, a predicted model, not a curated record
AUGACACUCCCUCGCCUUGCUAUUCUUCUCGCCCUGACUCCAUUCUCUCGUGGCGACAUCGUUGACUGGGUCAAUGUCGACUACAUAUCCAAACAAACCAGAACCACGGCACUCGCAACUAAAGAUGCACAAAACGCGGUCGUUUCAAUGGCACGGUCAACUGCCGCUAACGGCCCUUGGACCAUGACCAAGAAUCCUCAAGGAGUCUCCCCGCCAAGCAAAGAUUCACACGAUUAUCUCAGCUGGGCUCCAUAUCACUGGCCGCAGUGUAACUGGUGUCCUGCAAAGACUUCUGGCAAGCAGGCACAGCGCGGGAUGAGCCGUCAACGUCGUCGAUCCGAAGCAGAAACUGAACAUCAAGCUCUAUUGUUUUUCUCAACUCCAACACAACUUUCUGAACUCGAAGAGGCAGCCGCAAGCAAAGGAAAAGCUCCAGCGUGUACACCAUCGCCAACGAAGCCUAUGCCCCCAAGUGCGACUUGGACUACCUGCCCUUACGAGGUCCAAGACGGCAAGGUCAAUCCGGACGUUCGAACUCUAACCGGCCCGCCCUCCAUCGUUCAUGUGUCAGAUUCUGUUUUCUACAACGCGCAUUGCUUUGCCCUGAAAGGAACUCGAUCAUGUUCUCAAGAUGCCGUUCGCUUCAUUCAAGCCUACUUCUUGACAUCCUCAACGAAAAUGAAUCCUAACGUCAACUUUGGACAAAUAGUACGCGGUCCAGGGCAAAGUGGUCAGCAAGGAGCAUUCACAGGUGUAUUGGAUAUCCGUGGAAUCGUCAAAAUCGUCAACGCCAUUCUCGUCCUCAAAAGCGCGAAAAGUCCUGAUUGGACCAACACAAUCGACAACGCAAUGACGCAAUGGCUAAGUCAAUAUGCCAAGUGGCUUCAGGCGAGCGAUAUCGGCAAGUCGGUCGCGGGAAAAGCGAAUAACCAUGUUACCUUCUAUGCUGUCCAGCUAGCGGCCGUCCUACUUGCCUCUGGUGACUCUGAUUCGGCUGCCUCGACUCUCAACUGGUACUUCCAAAACAAGUUCCGAGAACAGAUCGCAAAGAGCGGCGAGCAACCUUUCGAGGCCGUUCGAACACGACCAUUUCACUACCGAUGCUUCCAUCUUGAAGGGUUGAUAGCGGCGGCCAAACUCGGAGAUUGGUUGGGCCUCAAUUUUUGGCAAGCGACAUCGAAGUAUGGAGCUACAAUUCAGGACGCAGUCGACUUUACGAUGAGAGUGGACCCGAAAGACGAGGAUGCCACUGAAUUGCUGCCGCAUGUUGCCGCCAUCGCUGCUGUCUACGGUGAUCCCAAAGGAAGUUAUGCCAAGUUCAUGAAGAAUCUCGACUCGGGUUACCAGAAAGAGCCUGUUUGGUUCUACAACCAGCGCGAAGCGUUCACUCAAGCAUCAGGUCGAAAGGCUGGGAACACCAGAGACGCCGCCACUUGCAAUCCUACUUGCAAACCCACAGACUUGAUACCGUUUUUGCAGGAGUAUGGUUUCGAAUUGGAGAGCGGGCUUUAUGUAACGUGUGGCAUGGUUGCGCCCUACUUCUGUGCCGACGACCUACCCAGUGUAGACAGUAAUAGCACUAGCGUAGAUGGGUAA